Molecule: messenger RNA, 795 nt
Organism: Mytilus trossulus (common blue mussel)
Lineage: Eukaryota; Metazoa; Mollusca; Bivalvia; Mytilida; Mytilidae
Product: putative nuclease HARBI1
Exons: 3
Coding region: 166-795 (209 amino acids)
Source: RefSeq, a predicted model, not a curated record
UGUCGUUAAGCUAACGAUGUCGUUAAAGUGUCGUUAGCCAGUCGUUAAAUUUAACAUAAUCGUUAAGUGUUGUUCAAAAAUUUUAACGCUUAACGCAGUCGUUAAAUCUGUGUUAAACUUAAUCACUUGACAUACCUCGAUUAAACCCCUAACGCAGCGUUAAAGAUGGCAGCCUUAGAUUUAGCCUUGUUUCAUGUACCAAUUCAAAGAAAAGAAAGAACUUUUAGAAGCAAAGAAGAACUUACCCUAGACUACACUGAUACAGAACUUAGAGCACGCUACAGAUUUGGGAGGGAAGGCAUUUUAUUCUUAUCUGAUCUAGUAAGGGACAGCUUGACACGUCAGACAAACCGGAAUCAUGCCCUCAGUGUAGAACAACAGAUAAUGGUGACGUUGAGAUUUCUUGCCAGUGGAAGUUUCCUCCAGGUCAUAGGUGACACAUUAGGUUUGGACAAAAGCACAGUUUCAAGAGUGGUCGAUUCUGUUUUAGAUGCCCUUUGUGAAAAGAGGAACGAGUUCAUUCAGUGGCCUACUAAUCUUAACCAAACCAAAGCUGAAUUUUACGAGUUUGCUGGGUUUCCAAACAUUUUGGGUGCUAUUGAUGGGACACAUAUAAGAAUAAAGAGACCGCAUCAUGACGAACCUUCAUUUAUCAACAGAAAAGGCUACCCAAGCCUGAAUGUUCAAGCAGUUUGUGAUGCAAAGGGUAGAUUUACAAACAUAAAUGCAAAUUGGCCAGGUUGUUGUCAUGAUUCACAUGUUUUCAGAACAUCACAGGUGAGUGUAAAUGGUUGA